AUGGACAAUUUCGACUACCUGACCAGAGACUGGUCAAUUCUCGGACCACAUCAUCUGGAAGAAUUCGUACGUCUAUGGUCCGAAUACGAUCCUGAUGCUAAAGGAAGAAUCAAACAUCUUGAUGUCGUUACAUUGCUUCGAAAGAUCUCACCUCCUCUUGGGUUCGGUAAACUGUGCCCACAUAGGUUGGCUUGCAAGCGUUUGGUAUCGAUGAACAUGCCCCUGAACUCGGACGGUACGGUUUGUUUCAAUGCAACGUUGUUUGCGUUGGUUCGGACCAAUCUCAAAAUCUAUACCGUCACCAAGAAAAGCAUUGAAAUUUAA
Cylicostephanus goldi is the source of this 324-nucleotide messenger RNA. The record is from the annotation of a GenBank genome assembly. Lineage: Eukaryota; Metazoa; Nematoda; Chromadorea; Rhabditida; Strongylidae.